Penicillium maclennaniae is the source of this 465-nucleotide messenger RNA. RefSeq lists its product as uncharacterized. Bases 1 to 465 code for a protein of 154 amino acids. The transcript has a single exon. The record is from RefSeq and is a predicted model, not a curated record. NCBI's taxonomy places the organism in Eukaryota, Fungi, Ascomycota, Eurotiomycetes, Eurotiales, Aspergillaceae.
AUGUCUGCUUUGCAUCGGACUAAUUUGGAGGCUAGUCAAUACGUUCCUGACUACGCGUACCUCAGUCUAUCGGAAAUGGACAUUCUCCUAGGAGCCCCAACAGUAGUGGACAUCUCUCAAUGCUUUCUGAGCGAUACACCGAGACAUUUGUCCGCCAUUUUGUCUCCGCACCCCAACAAUAUGGGCGCUGAAAUUAACGUUAAUGAUCCAUCACAGUUCCAAGCAAUUGAGAAUAUCCAGAUACAUGAUGAUUCUGGCUCUACGACACAACAUAUCAGUGGCAUUAGCUCUAUCUACGGGGUCCAUGAGCUCAACACCGAUGGCGGGAUAGAACGGGCGUCCAACCACCAGGUCCCUGAAGAGGCCAAAUCGGAUUCUGCAGUGCCAUAUUUAGCCGAUGUGUCAGGCUGUAGCAAUGCGGAGUCUCGAAAUAGGUUAUAUCUUCAAGACCGUGCAAAAAUGUGA